AUGGCUCGGGGCCCCGGCUGGCUGGCGGCGGCCGCGCUGCUGCUGCUCCUGGCGCCCGGCUCGGAGUCCGGCUGCGCCGAGCUGGGGCGCUGCUGCCGGGGCAGAGACCUGGCUUGUGUCAGCAGCGGCUGGAGACCGGACCGAUCCCACGGCGCCUGCUACUGCGACCAGGCGUGUCCCCGCACCAUGGACUGCUGCCACGACUACCCGCAGGCCUGCCCAGAGGUCUCCUGUGCUGUAUCCGAGUGGAGUGACUGGAGUGGCUGUGCAGAGCCUUGCCGGGCAACAUAUCGAGUUCGGAGGAGACACGUUGUGCAGGAGCCUAGAAAUGGAGGCAAGGCGUGUCCUCCUCUGGAGGAGAAGGCUGGCUGUGUGGAGUAUUGGAACCAGGAAGGAGCUGAGUGCAAACAGUCCCUUAUUCCAGCAUUAAUAACUACAGGAGGUUAUGGGAAUGCAAGGAAAAAGAGAGCUGCGUCCAGUGAAAAUGAAAGAUCAGGGUAUUGUGUCGAAUUCCAGAUCACAGCCAUCACGGAAGGCUGUUUGCAGGGGAGCGGUUCCUAUACUCAGUGGAUGCGAUAUCUGAGCAAGGGGCACACGGCCUGCGUGGAGUGCCAGCCCCCGGCCCUGGAUUCCAGGAGUCUGCAUUGCUAUGGGGAUGGCAGUGGAAGCGAUAAGAAUCAGCUGCUGCACUGGCAGGCCAUGGGGAAUCCCUGGUGCAAAGGAACCUGGAGGAGAGUUCGCCAGCUGGACACUUGCUCCUGUCCUUCCGUUCACAGUUUCUUGUUCAUCUAACUCCUCUGAUUUGGCCCAGCCCCUCUAAGCCCGAGUCCCGUGAUUGUGACUUUGGCACAAAGUUUGAAGUAACAACCCACCGCAACUGCUAAUCAGUCAGUAAAGUCCCUCUUGGACUGCUUCAAGGAGGUUGCCACCUGCCAACGUUGAGGCUGAAAACCCUUUCAUAUCCACCCAUGCCCUUGGCUCUCUGUAGAAGACAGGCUGACAAAGCAACUUGAGUCUUUGUCCCCACACUUCCUUCCAUGAAUGUCCCCUGUGCUUGAGAGCAGCCACCCUGACUGGGGUAAUCAGUCGCCUACUCUACUUCCAAGUCCCUCCUUCCCAGAAACUUGCCAGCGAGAAGCCACCAAAUAAGAGAAUUCAAAGAAGAAUUAACGUACAUGUAUUGUUUAAAAACCUAGCUGAAGUAGCCAACAAGAGACAUGCAAAAAGAGUCCACUCAAACUGCCUCUUCUCCAUACAGAUAACCCCCCUGCCUGGAGGGCACGCCUCCUUUCCCUCAAUGCUUGUUAUUUUAUGUUGGGUUCCUGAUCUGAUGUAGAGGCCAGUGCUGUACCUAUUGAAAUUUGGGGCAAAGCUCUCAUUUACUUCAAUAAGAGGAAGUUUGAGUCCUUAGGGACUGAUCCUGAAGGGUGCUGAGUGUCUCCUGGGUGUUGCUGGGCACCCUCCACUCCCAUUGGGCUGGAUCCUGCUUCUAUUGAGAGAAACAGUAACUCCUCACUUAACAUUGUAGUUAUGUUCCUGAAAAAUGCUACUUUAAGCGAAUUCAGUUUCCCCAUAAGAAUUAAUGUAAAGGGGGGGGAGGGGUUUAGGUUCCAGGGAGGUUUUUUUGCUGGACAAGAGACUAUUUUAUAUGUAUACACACACCUACACAACAUAAGUUUUAAAAACAAUGUAAUACUGUACAGAGCAAUGAUGAUCGUGAAGCUUGGUUGAGGUGGAGGAGUCAGAGGGUGGGAUAUUUCCCAGGGAAUGCCUCACUGCUAAAUUAACUAGUUCUCAGUUGAGCCCUCAAGGGUUAACCCAUUGUUGUUAAUGUAGCCUCACAUUCUACAAAGCAGCAGGAAUAGAGGGAGGAGAGACAGCAUGGCAGAGAGAAACAGAGACACACGUAGUGUAUGCGUGUGAGACAUGCAUUGCCCCUUUAAGUAUGCUGACCUCACUCUAAGUACAUUGCCUUUUUAAGUAGAUCAGCAAGCUCCCUCUGUCCUGAGCCCUUUCAUGUCCCAUCUACUCUGUGGAUGGGGUAAAGGAGCAGGGUGGGAGAGGGUGACACCCUGACAUUAGCACCCCUUCUCCCUCCGCCCUGCUUCCCUCCCCUCC
Molecule: messenger RNA, 2118 nt
Organism: Gopherus evgoodei (Goodes thornscrub tortoise)
Lineage: Eukaryota; Metazoa; Chordata; Testudines; Testudinidae
Product: somatomedin-B and thrombospondin type-1 domain-containing protein-like
Exons: 5
Coding region: 1-792 (263 amino acids)
Source: RefSeq, a predicted model, not a curated record